AUGUCGAGCGCACCCUUGCCUGCGUCUGGCACACCAGAGGUGUCGCAGCUGCCCAUCCUGGCCUCCGACGAUAAGCCUGGUUCGAUCUCUUCGGCCAACGACGAAAAGGCCGACGAGAAGGCCUCGACGCCCACUUCUGAAAAGGUCUCGACACCCACCUCUGUGCCGCUCGACAGUGCUGGCGAGCCAGUGGAGCCUCACCAAGGGGAGAAAGUGAUUCGCAAUGGGCGCGAUGUAUCCGACUACCUCAUCAGCGACCGCGACGAUGGGGAUGCAUGCUUCACCUUCCGCAGCGUCACGCUCGGUCUGGUUGGCGCUGCGUUCCAGGCUGUCCUUACGCAGAUCUAUCGGUUCAAGCCCACCGAGGUGACGAUCUCGGGCACCUUCCUCGCCAUCAUCAUCUACAUUCUCGGCACUGCCUGGGCGCGCAUCCUGCCCACACGCAAGAGCCUCACCGCGCGAUUUGGCAGCCGUCUUCCCGAAUGGGUCUUGGCAACGGUGCACUUUGUCAACCCAGGCAAGUUUGGGCUCAAGGAGCAUGCGAUCGCCUCCAUCACCGCAUCUAGCGCCUCGAACGGUGCGCACUCGAGCGACGUGUUUGGCACGCAGAAGCUCUUCUACCCGGACAUUCCGGUGACUACCACCACCGCCGUGCUCUCGGUGCUCUCGAUUGGCCUGUUCGGAUACGGUCUCGCCGGUAUCUUUCGGCCAUUCUCCGUGUAUCCAGCCGAGAUGGUGUACUGGUCCACGCUGCCGCUCGUCGAUCUGUUCCAGGCGUUUCACUGGGACGAGUCCUUCUCCGCACGCCGCACCAAGGCGUUCUGGUGGAGUUUCGGCGGCAUGGGGCUGUACGAGAUCCUGCCAUCGUACAUCUUCCCCACGCUCAACUCGAUCUCCAUCCCUUGCUUCGCCAGCAUGCACGCACCCAAGCGCAUCCAGCAAACGCUGACCAACAUCUUUGGUGGUGCGCAGAGCAACGAAGGCAUGGGGCUGCUGUCGAUCAGCCUCGACUGGCAGUACAUCACCUCGUCGCAGAUGUCGCUGCCUUUGAUCCAGCAGGCGAAUUCGUGGAUCGGCUAUGCGGUGUGCUACAUUGCCAUGGCGGGGAUCUACUACGGCGACGUGUGGGGCGCAAAGUCGUUUCCCUUCAUGUCGACGAGCAUCUUUUCCGACUCGGGACACAAGUACAACCAGACGGCGGUGUUUGUGGAUGGCAUUCUGGACAAGGCCAAGCUGGAGGCGGUUGGGUAUCCGAAUGUGACGGGCACGUAUGCGUGGGGGAUGCUGAUGCGCAAUGCGGCCAUCGGCGCGCUCGUCACGCACGUCGUGCUCUUCUGGGGCAAGGAUGUGCUUCGCAAUCUGCGCGACGCUCGCAACAAGACCCAACCGGACCGCCACUGGAAGGCCAUGCAAAAGUACCCCGAGGCGCCGCACUGGUGGUACUUGGUGCUGUUGGUCAUCUCCUUCGUCUUUGGUUUGAUCGUGGUGCUUACCCAGCAUACGACGCUUCCGUGGUACAGCUACAUCGUCUCGCUCGUCCUUGGUGCUGUGGUGGCUCCCUUCUCCGCCGUGCUGUAUGCGAUCCUGGGUAACGGAAUCAGCACCAACAACCUCACCAAGAUGAUCGGCGGCGUUGUCAGCCCUGGCCGUCCUCUGGCGAACCUCUACUUCUACGCCUGGUCGCACAGCACGAUUGCGCAAGUCAUCAACCUGUCGAACGACUUAAAAAUGGGUCAAUACUUAAAAAUUCCUCCGAGGGUGAUGUUCGUCACCCAGGUCGGAGGAACGGUGUUCGGGGCGUUCCUCAACUAUGCGAUUGCAUCGACGAUCAUCAAGUCCAAGUUCGAGCUGCUGCUGACGAAUACGGGCAGCUACGUGUGGUCGGGUGCGUACUACCAGUCGCUCAACGUGAGCGCGGUGACGUGGUCGAUGGCCAAGUACAUGUACGGACCGGGCACGCCGUAUUUCAUCAUCCCCAUGGCGGUGCUGAUCGGCAUUGCGGCCGUGAUUGUGCACUACGGCUUCACCCUCGUCGUGCCGCAGAUCGGCAGCUUCAAGACGCGAGACCUGGUUCUACCCACCGUGUUUCUGUACUCGGCCUGGAUGACCGCCGGACAGAACUGCGUCAUCCUGACGACGAUCGCAGUGGGUGUCGUGUCGCAGGCGGUCCUGCGUACCCGCUAUCCCAAGUGGUUCAAGGAGUUCAACUAUAUUGUCGGAGCCGGCUUCGACGGCGGCUCGCUGCUCGUCAUCUUUAUCCUCAGCUUUGCCGUGUUUGGCGCGGCGGGCACCGAGCAUCCGUUCCCAACAUGGGCGGGCAACCCGGCAGGAUUCCCCGACUACUGCCCCGACCCCUCCUCUUCGUAG
Messenger RNA from Moesziomyces antarcticus, 2367 nucleotides. Its product is annotated as peptide transporter mtd1. Gene Ontology annotation, biological process: transmembrane transport. NCBI's taxonomy places the organism in Eukaryota, Fungi, Basidiomycota, Ustilaginomycetes, Ustilaginales, Ustilaginaceae. Bases 1 to 2367 code for a protein of 788 amino acids. The record is from RefSeq and is a predicted model, not a curated record. The transcript has a single exon. Gene Ontology annotation, molecular function: oligopeptide transmembrane transporter activity.